Molecule: messenger RNA, 3349 nt
Organism: Astyanax mexicanus (Mexican tetra)
Lineage: Eukaryota; Metazoa; Chordata; Actinopteri; Characiformes; Acestrorhamphidae
Gene: rgs17
Product: regulator of G protein signaling 17
Exons: 6
Coding region: 413-1039 (208 amino acids)
Source: RefSeq, a predicted model, not a curated record
CAUGCGCACUGCGCCCCCGCUGGCUCGGUGCUGAAGUUGGGCGGAUGGCAGCGAGCAGCGCGCUGAUGGAGAUAAACCGGCGGCGCUCCCGUUCACCCUCUCACACCCCCGGUACCGGCACGAAACACGCGUAAAGCCCCCGUGUGCUCGAAGGAGGACGUCUGAAGCGAGAGGAUGUUUUAUCCUGGUUCACCUUGCCCUUGAUUUUAAGAAAAGGAUUUGCCUGCGAAGACCAGGUGUAGCAAACCUACCUCUACUUACCAGACCUUCUCCUGAAGCAUGCUUGGUCAGGGAUGGUAAGACAAGCGAAGAGCAGCCAUCGUUUAAAUUCCAGCACCCUCCCUACAUCAACCUUUGACAUUAUGAUCGUGAGGUUUCUGCCUGGUCUGUGGAAGGACAUCCAAUAAUUUGCAUGCCUCAGAGUGUGAGCGGAGUUGAAAUGAGGAAACGGCAGCAGGCACACAUUGAAGGACCCCCGCAGGCCCCUGGGCAUCCAAGGCCAAACACCUGCUGUCUCUGCUGGUGUGGGUGCUGCAAAUGCCUCUGGAAUGAAGAGAGGAGGGAGCGUCCAGAACGGCAAACAUGUACAAAAAUGGACAGCAUAGAAGUGACAGAAGAGCAGCAUCCCACACUGGAUGAAGUUGUAGCCUGGGCACGGAGCUUUGAGAUGAUGAUGCGUUCCACAGAAGGCAGGGAAAUUUUUAAGGAGUUCCUGCAGUCUGAGUACAGUGAGGAGAACCUGAUGUUUUGGAUAGCCUGCGAGGAUCUAAAGAAGGAGACAAGCCCGUCAACUAUAGAAGAGAAAGCUAGGAUCAUUUAUGAGGAUUAUGUCUCUAUCCUGUCCCCAAAAGAGGUCAGUUUGGAUUCCCGGGUGAGGGAGGGUAUCAACCUGAGCCUGGCAGAGCCUAGCAGUCUGAUGUACGAGGACGCGCAGCUGCAGAUCUACACCCUCAUGCACAGAGACUCCUUCCCCCGAUUCCUCAACUCAUCAGUUUACAGGGAACUCCUGGAAAGAAAGAGAGCCUGCUUAGACACCUAAAGGUUCCAGCCAAAAAAACAAACAUGAUAAAAAAAAAGCCCUAAGGUGCCACUAUUGAAAGGUGUGAUAUUUCCUUUUCAUAGAGCGAGUAGUUAAGCAAUUCUGAUCGUCCAGUAGUGACCCUGAAGUUCACUUCCUGUUUAAGUGCCAAUAUAAGCUGCUCAGGCAACUGUGACGAAGAGAAUCGUGUACGGAAAGUCGUCGGAGCCCUACUUUCUUGAUCUUUACUUCUGUCUUUCUCUGUCUCUCUCAUACAGUCUUCUUCUGUCUCAGUUUUCUCUCUUUCUGUAUCUUUUUCUGCCUCUCUCUCUCUUUCUCUGGCUCUCUGGUCUCUCGCUCUGUCUGUCCGGCGCCUGUCCUUCUCUCACUCUCACAUUUUUGCCUCGUGUUUUGAGGGCGGCUGAAUAAUGAUGAUUCUUUUGUGAUUGGAUACGCGUUUACCGUUAAGCGAGAUAACAUCUGACUUUGCAUGAUACAAGGUUAUGGAAUUUAUUCAAGCUUGACAUUUACACCCUGGCAGGACUACAAUGGCUUUUGAAUAAGAAAUGUUUUUUAUGCUGUCGUAGGGAGAGAGCCUUUAAAGCUCUCGUAAGCUAAGGGAAAUUUCAUUUUGCCAAUUGUUUUCUCUUCUGUUCUCUUCGGAAGUAUUAAGCCGUCACCCGUCCAGUCUCUCUCUCUCUCUCUCUCUCUCUCUCUCUCUCUCUCAAACGCUCUCUCUUGUCCGUCUCAACAACUCUUUCACUGGGAAACGUAAGGGCUAGUGUUGUGGUUGGGCAGCUAAACGAAUCACGAACAUUACUUUUCCUCUGCAAAAAUCACAAUGCCUCGAUAAUGAAUAAGGGCACAGAAGCUGCUGACGCUGACCAACAAACACAGUCCUCCCAGGCCCUCCCAGUCCACACUCCUCACUGAGAGAAGCACAGGUACUGUAUGUCAUUGGUUGUAAACAUUGCUGGAUUAAGAGUUUUGCUUGAAAAUAAAUCAACAACAUCUCAGAGGUACUUGAGAGAAUUAGAACUGUCAUUUACAUUGAAAUGCCUUUUUUGUUUUUUUUUUAAAAGUCUUAAACAAAGGUUGUGAACACUGCCUUGUUUGUAAAGGCGACACUGUAUUUGAAAUAACGACUUAUUACGUCUUUUUUCAGGCACUGCACAAUGACACAUUUUCCCAGAGGUGAUGUGAAUAAAAACACACUUCUGGUUUUGGUAUAAAGGUCUUUUUUGUGUGUGAACUGAUAGCCUGUGUUGUUUGGCUGAUGGUGUAUGUAGGUUCCAUGGGUAGACAGUCAUCAGUCAGUCAGUAUUAAGCUCACGAAGCUUUUUAAACGUAGGAUUUCCUGACGAAAGGAAAGGCAGAAAAGCAGACUGUUGUCUGUUUUGAUAAUGGUAUAAUGGUGUUUCUAAAGAGGCCGCCAGUGCAGUGCAGUUUGCAUCCCUCUAGCAUGCAUUUAAGCGUUUGCGUAUUGAAGACAUCACAGUAUACAGUCAGAAUAAGAAAAAACAUUACAGAAAUACAAAUACAAAUUUUGCAGUCCUUUUUAAAAAAACAUAAAAUUUAAGUAUAAUUAUAAAACAUGUCCUUGAAGGUGGUAGCAUUUUCAGCUCAGUUUUGUUCGAUUCAAGCGUGAGUGUUUUGCUGUUGACGUGAUGACAAGUUGUUUGCUGUUACAGCGGCCAGUGCAUGAUAAACCAGUAUGUAAAUUACUUCUCGGUAUAACCACAUUCUCGUCUCUGUACUUGUCUCAGUAACUCCGAGUGGGUGAAUGACAUUGAUUUGUCAUGAUCUGUCUGAUCGCCACCUUUCAGCAAGAAUUUCAAGAUUUAACUUUCCUUGAAAUGCUUUGCUAAUGAAUGAGCCUAUUUUCAGUGGUGGUCAGGUUCUUUCACUGUUGGAUUUCUUUUUGGUGCUUGGAAAACUGCUUAAAGUGCCAUUCUAUAAAUGUACGAUACUAGAAAGAAGACCUUUGUCGCUCCACUGGGGUUGCACAGAUGCCGUUUUUAAAAUCACUGAUUAAGCAUUAGUGGAUUUACACAUCAGCAUCAGCCAGUGCAAAGACAGAAGCAUAUUACCCUUCAUUCCCUUAUACGUCUUACUGAAUAACAACCUGCAUGUGUUUCCUGGAUAUGAGUACAUUAGGAGAGGUUCUGUUUUCCAUUCAUUAUCCUAAAAAAAUGAACAAUGAAUGAAUGGCUGGCUGAUCCUCAAAUAGACAUAGUAGGUUCUCUACAAUAAGGGAAAUGUACACAUUUACACUAAACUUGCUAAUAUAAAUUUUGUUUUUUUAAUAAAACACACACUGCUGGAGAUGAA